Molecule: messenger RNA, 435 nt
Organism: Alternaria ethzedia
Lineage: Eukaryota; Fungi; Ascomycota; Dothideomycetes; Pleosporales; Pleosporaceae
Exons: 4
Coding region: 1-435 (144 amino acids)
Source: RefSeq, a predicted model, not a curated record
AUGUCCUCCAUCAUUGCCCGCUCCGCCUUCCGCGCCGCCCCGCGUGUCCGUCCUACGCCUGCUCUUCGACGAUGGGCCAGCGCCGCCGCUGAGGGCGAGAGACAGGCCGGCAAGGACGCCCUCAAGACCGGAGCGAAGCGCGACCCUGAGCUCUAUGUUCUGUUCGCUAUCAUGAGCGGUGUUUUCGGUCUGGCAGGAUGGCACUUCUCCCGCUCUCCUACCAGUGCUUCUUCGGAACGAGCUGUCGCCAAGGCCGCAGGCAGUGAGCCUUGGAAGCAGGAUGGUGGUGUAGGCCCAUACCAGUACCACCCCGGAGGUGACACCAGCGUCAAGAAGGAUGCGCCUUCUGCGCUUAACGUGGUCGUCAUUCCCAACGUCACUCUCCCCAAGGAACUCCAUGACACAUACAACAAGUGGGGCAAGGACGGCUACUAG